UAAUGCAAAAAUAGAAGUUGUUUAUAUUACAAAAAUAAAGAAAAGAACUUGAAGAACAUAUUGAAUAAUUAAAUUAACAACUUUAAGUGUAUUAUGAUAAAGGAUACAACAAAUCAUUAAUUGAUGAUGAAGGAUUUCCAAGACAAGAUUUAGAUUUUGGGGAAUUAUCAACAUAUAAAAAUUUAAGAAGAGAAUUCAAUGAAAAAAAUAAUGAUUAUAAAGAUUUAAUGAAACUUUUAGAAUAAAGUAAUGAUUAAUAUUAUGAAUUAGCAAUUGUGGGUUAUCAUUAAGAAUUAUAAAAUGAUCCCAAUCUCAAUAAUGAAAUAGAAGAAUACACAUAAAAAUGGAGAGAAUAGUAAUAAAAGUAAUAAUAAUAGUUAUAAUAACAGUAAUAACAAUAAUAAUAGUAAAAAUAAUAAUCUAAUAAUUAAUUAAAUAAUAAUAAUAAUGAAUAUUGUAAAUAAAAUGAAAAUGAUCUAAUUAAACCCUUUGCUUAUUUAGAAGAUGUCAUAAAAGAGUCACCUGCAGACAAAGCUGGUUUUAAAAUAAAUGAUUUUUUGAUUAGAUUUGGAAUAAUAGAUCAUAGCAAUCAUAAUCGAUUAUAAAAUCUUUAUGAUUAUAUCAAAAAUUAGUAGAAUAAAUAAAUAAAUGUAAAAAUAGUUCGUCUGUUAGUACCUUCAAUAAAUAUUAAAAAUAUUGAUUUUUCAACAGAAUCUUACAUAAUAAUGGACAUGACUAUAACACCUUAGGCAUGGAAUGGAAAAGGUUUAUUAGGAUGGAAAAUGAACAUGAUUUGAAUCAUUUAUAG
Messenger RNA from Paramecium sonneborni, 808 nucleotides. The record is from the annotation of a GenBank genome assembly. Lineage: Eukaryota; Ciliophora; Oligohymenophorea; Peniculida; Parameciidae.